This is a messenger RNA of Stylophora pistillata, 4419 nucleotides long. Its product is annotated as protein bark beetle-like. Lineage: Eukaryota; Metazoa; Cnidaria; Anthozoa; Scleractinia; Pocilloporidae. Gene Ontology annotation, molecular function: calcium ion binding. Gene Ontology annotation, biological process: homophilic cell-cell adhesion; cell-cell junction maintenance. Gene Ontology annotation, cellular component: plasma membrane. The record is from RefSeq and is a predicted model, not a curated record.
GGCGAAAAAGUCGCUGCUAUUGAGCUGAUACAAUACGUUCCAGAAGUAAGCAAUGUGACUGUUCUUAAUUGCACAUCAGGUGGUAUCAAGGUUUGGUUCCCAGAAAAAGAGGUCACUAUAAGGAAUAGUUCCUUCGUGAAUACCGGAGGAAAUGGAACUGAUCUUAUCAUUACGAAAACAAACAUUACACUUGAAAACGUCAAAUCGAUGAAUAACGAGUUUGGACUGAGUUUUCGUGAAGAGUACAGUGAUUGGAUUAAUGGUAUUUCAUACGGGCAAAUCAAUCUGUGCUCCCCACAAAAAGUGGUUAACAUCACGGAUCACGAUUUAUUCAUUUACGUUAGAGCACCAUUUAAGACUUUUUCAAAUCUAAAGAUAUCCUGCAAGAUAAAGAUUCAAACAGAGGGAGAUGCCGGCUUUGCUAUUCAACUGCUAGUGAUGCGAAGUUCAAAAUCUUUUGAGAUAGAAACUCCGCAUGGACGUAAAAUCUCAGGUCAAUUUUCAAAGCGAAGAAUGAUGGGGUGGGAUUAUUUUACAGUCAACUUCGAAGGAUGGUACAGUAGCGAAAUGCUUUUGCAAGUUCAACGAGUUGAUAGCAAAGAUAUACCUUGUUCUUUUGAUGAUGGAUUCUGUGACUGGAGACGCUAUCCCAAGUCACGUUUCAGGAACAAUGCUCUGACUCAACAAUGGUAUCAUGGCUGGGAAUCCUCUGGUUAUGACCACACCUAUUCAAUGUAUGAAGGGAAAAUACUAUGGAUUCAGGCCAAAGGAUCCUGGGUAUCUGGCUAUGGUGCCUUCGCCAGCCCAUCAAUUUUCAACGACAGCAACUACUGUUUUUUGGUGUUCUACUACAAGCUGGAUGCUUGGGCUUCCCGCAAAGCAUCGAUAUCUGUCUAUUUUGUGGAAGAUAAUACUGAUAAGUCGACACUCCUGUGGUCCACGAGCGAUUCAGUGAACGAAUGGGAAAAGAAAGUGAUUGAGCUACCCAGUGCUAAUGUCAGUUACUCAAUUGUGUUACUGGGAUAUGUGGAGUCCUGGGGCGACAUUGACAUCGACGACUUGGCUUUCGUUCGUUGUGACUCGUCUGCUUUCAUGCACCAAGUAACCGGAAGCGUUUUCAGCGGAAACGUCAAGCAAGGUGUACGGUAUACGUCGACUCAGAGUGAAAGAAGAAUUUUUAGACUAAAACGUUGUCAAGUAACAAACAAUGGUCUUAAUCCAGUCCUUAGCGGGAGGCCGUCAGGAGCAAUUCAUUUCACUGCUGUUAAACAAGAGUUUGAAAUAGUCAAUAACUACAUCGCCGGAAAUAAUAACGGAGGUAUUUAUUGUAGGAUAUUCAAUGAACUGUCCACGAGUAGCCUACCAGUAAGCCAUAUCCAUGCUAACACCAUUGAGAAUAACAAAGGUGGCAUAUUACAUGUAGAAGGCGUUUCUGAGCCCUAGAUGAACGUUAUUGUUAGCAAUAACUAUUUUUCUCUAAACCUGGCGCAAAAAUGGGAUGGUUCAGCAAAUAAUGUCUGUGUCAUAACAAAGUUUACGGCAAUCGUUCAAGGAAAUUUCUUUUACAACAACGUCGGCCAUUACGUCUUUCUGUACGAUAAUUCCCAAACAAGUAUUGUUGGUCUUCGAUUUGUAAAUAAUACCUUGUACAAGAAUGGUGCACAGGGGCUUAAUGUCAACUAUGGAGCAACUAUUCUUUGCAAUGGAGCAGCGGAAAUUCUGGGAAACGUUUUGCAGAAUCCUAACAACCGUUAUCAGAUCAGUACCACAAUGAGAGGGAGUCCACUCACAGUUAACGCCACGUUAAAUUGGUGGGGAGAAAGUGUACCAAAUCUCAUUUAUUCUGUGAUCCUGGAUAAGAACAAGGAUUAUCGAUUGUCCAUAACAGUUGUAUUCCAGCCAUUUGUCAAGCUACCAUCUCAAAAAGCUAUAUCAGUGUCUUGCCCGCCUGAAUGGAUAAAAGACGAUGAGAUGUGUUAUUUGUACAAAGGAGGCUCUUUCACUUUCCUCGAUGCCGAGAACUAUUGUGGGAGGUAUGGUGGAAAUCUAAUCACUAUGCUUUCAAACGAAGACAAACGACUCAUAGAAUAUCUAAGGCAAAAAGAAUCAUUGGUUCGUUCAAGUGUGUUGCCUUCCCUGUGGACCGUAAGCAGGCGCUUCAUGAGGGAGUCCCACAAUGGAUAUGAUCAGCACAAUGAAAUAUGUCCGGUUGUUGCUGCAAACGGAAAUAUUUCGCAAACUCAUUGUAAUGAACUUCAUCCUUUUGUUUGUGUGAGGAGGCCAGUUAUCCACUGCCCAAACAGCUGUUUCCAUAAUGGAGACUGUAUAGGUGCCAUUUGUUUUUGUUAUCCCGGAUGGACCGGAGAAGACUGUUCCAAGUUUGAUUGCCAUGACUUGCAUGACUGUUCUGGUAACGGUGAAUGCAUGGGUCCUAAUGUCUGCAAAUGCUACCCCGGAUAUUUAGGUCUUGGCUGUACCUACUCCUUCUGUGGAAAGUACAAAAGCUGCGCUGAUUGUGUGACAGAUCCAUUCUGUGGAUGGUGUGACAGUUCAAACUCCUGUCAUGGAGGCUUUGCAGCGGGGCCUCCAGGAAUAAGUUGUUCUGCUUGGUUCUACUACCACUGUUAUACAGUAGGAGACAGACGUUGCUCACGUGAUAUAAUGAGGGUGAGCUGCAAAGGUAAUCAGUGCAACUUCAAAGAUGGAAGAGCAACUAUUGAAUCUUGUCAGAAAUGCCGAGACCUGGAAAAAUGUCAAAAAAUCACAGAAGAAAACCAGUGCAGAUCGUGGAAUGAGACUCAGUGUCCCGGCGGAAAAAUUAAAGUUAAUUAUACAGAUCCCCAGAGGAAAAAUAACGUGGAAUUCGCAAAAAAUGUGAAGUUUGUGGAGCCUAACGAAACUCUCAUUUACGCAUGUCCUGUAAUUUUGCCAAAACAAGACACGGAGUCGCUGGUUUUAGUUGCCCCAAGAGCCCUGAAAGUUAAAAAAAAUGAUAUACUGUGUAGUCCUCAAGCAGGAGGCAUCAUGCAUAAGAUAGUCAAAGAAAUCGGCGAUGGUCCUUUUCAAUUGAUGUUGAGCGCCCCAGCAGGAUUAGAAGAGGUCAUAAAGUAUGCGGACUUUAGAGACCAAGUAACUGCAGUACAAGUAGACGACGACUCGACGUUUGAAGAUGAGCCUGAUCAAGAUGACCUUUGGGAUGUUAUUUCAGGCAACAUUACGUUAGACGAGGGUCGGGUUAUUGUGCUUACAAAUGAAAUAUACAAGUGCCUCGGUCACACUUAUGACACUGGAAAAAGUAUUGUCCACUCGUAUUUCCUGGUAAUAGAGAAAAACAAUAACAUCCCAAAGACAGGUGACAUAGUUGUGUCCAAUGCUAGUGAUGGUUUCAUCGAGACUGUUGUUGCAGUUCAUAGAACGAACAACACCGAAUACUUAGAAACGAAAUUCCAGAGAUGUGGAGCAAACUCUCAUUGGACAAGCGCGAGUCUACAGGAAAGUAAACAAAGGCUUUCUAAGUCAGUAUCCUGUAGAGGAGGGGACAACAACGAAGGUCUUCUCCUGUCAAAACCAGAGAGCCGAGGGCGGCAGUUUUCUAUCAAUGACUCCAUUAUCGGAAGACCCAGCAGAGGCUUCAUCGCGAAGGUUAUAGAAGCCCAAUCCAGCGGAAAUUUUCUUCUGGUGGAGGUAAUUUCGGCCAUACUGGACAAAAAUGGAACUAUUACAACAGCUGUAGAUAUAAAUAUGCUGAAAAGCCACAACAGAAGACGCAGGCGCUCAACGAGAUACGAUUUUGAAGUGGCAAGGUUCGAACCCAACGGAAUACAUCACAAGUUGCUGUCAACGAAAAGCGCCAAGGUACAAGUCUCUUUGGAAAUGUUCUUUAAAGUGACUAUGUUUCUUGAGAUAGAAAAAAAGUGGUUCGGACUUGGAAUAGAGGAGGCUACUGCUGGUCUAGAGUUAGAGGGGAGCUUAGAUUUUUCUCUGGAAUUUGCUGUUAAUGGGGAGUUAAGGUAUAACAAAGGCCUAAAAAUCAUGAGAAAAAAACAGCUCGGUCGCUCAAUUUAUAUUCCUGUUGGGCCAAUUAAAAUUCCUGCUGGGAUUUUCUUGGAAAUAACAGGACAUGCAUCUGCUGGAUUAUCUGGAAAAAUUUCUCGUUCAAUAUCCGUAAACGGAGCAGUAUCUCUAGGAGGUGAAUGCAGUUGGAGCCGCGGAAGUUGCUACAAAACUGCUAAUACUGUUAGUCUCAGCAAAGACUGGAAAAACCCAGAUUCGCAACUGGAAGCUGGAGCAUCCAUUACAGUUACAGUGACACCCAAAAUCUCAGUAAAGGUACCAGCGUUUCCAAACUCGCAGUCAACGGCGGUCAGAACAUCAGAUUCUAGUUUGUUCGGCGAGUUAGUUAAAGUAGACUUUACAUAA